This is a messenger RNA of Dictyostelium discoideum AX4, 3243 nucleotides long. RefSeq names its product amine oxidase. The transcript has 4 exons. Gene Ontology annotation, molecular function: oxidoreductase activity; L-pipecolate oxidase activity; sarcosine oxidase activity. Gene Ontology annotation, cellular component: membrane. Bases 1 to 3243 code for a protein of 1080 amino acids. The record is from RefSeq and is a predicted model, not a curated record. Lineage: Eukaryota; Evosea; Eumycetozoa; Dictyosteliales; Dictyosteliaceae.
AUGAGAGAAUUUUUAAAAGAUGAUUAUGAUGUAAUAGUUUGUGGUGGUGGUCCAGUUGGUUUGGCUACUGCAUACAGAUGUGCCAAAGCUGGAAAGAAAGUACUUUGUCUCGAAAAAUCAGUAUUCUUUAAUGGAGGUGGUAGUAGUGGUGAUGUUGUUAGAAUGUUACGUACAAUGUACACUGAAGAUUAUAUGGCCGAUUUAGCACAUGAAACCCUUGGACUCUGGAAAGAACUUGGUGAUGAUGCUGGUGAAGGUGAUUUAGUUUGGAUGACAGGUCUCCUAAAUUUUGGUGAUCCAAAUUAUGGUGCAGGUGGUCCAGAAGGUACUUUAUUAGGACCAAUUCCAAAUUUAGAGAGAUUGGGUAUGCAAUACAAAGUGUUAACUGCUCAAGAAAUUAUGGAAGAGUAUCCAUUUAGAAACAUUCCAUCCAAUCACCAAGGUGUUUUUGCUCCAGACAAUGGUGUUAUCAAUUUACCAUUGGUAUUACGUUCUCUUUACAAGUUAUGUUUACAAUAUGGUUGUAAAAUGGUAAGCCAUGCAGAAGUUAAACUUAUUAAAAAUCUUAGCACAACAAUGGUUGAAAUUGAAGUUGAACACACCGAUGUUGACCAAAAAAAUAAACAAUCCUUCAAAGUUAAAAGUAAAAAAGCUGCCAUUACCAGUAAUAGUUUCUGUAAUCAUAUUAUUAAACCAUCAUUUGGAUGGGAAUUAGAUAUGACCAUUUGGGAAAUGACUUCAAGUUAUUUCGUUGCAAAACCAGGUCCAAAUGCAACUGUUUUCAAAAGUAUGUGGUUCAAUUUCCAAAAUGAUACUGAUAAUGACCCAACAAAAUCAAAUUUAUACUACGGUUUCCCAGCUGUACCAUGGAUGACUGAUAACCAUUGUAGAAUUGCAUUGGAUGCAGCAUUACGUCAAAUUAAAGAUCCAAACGAUCGUCAUGAUGGUGUUGAAACUCAUGAUGUUAAUCGUACUCGUGACUGGGUUAGAGAACAUAUUCCAGGUGUUGACGAUACUCCACUCUUUAACGUUAGUGCACUCAUGGCAAAUGUUUAUGAUAAUAUGUUUGUUUUAGAUUUUAUCCCAGAAACUAAUAAUAACGUUGUCAUGUUUGCAUGUGGUUGGGCUAUGAAAUUUAUUCCAUUAUUAGGUAAAAUUCUCAGUCAAUUGCUUGAUGAAGGUAAAACCCAAUAUCCAAUCGAUCAUUUUGCAUUAAAUCGUGGUAAUGGUGCAUUAAUUAUCAAAGAAGGUCAAACACCAAAGUCUGUUAAUAGCCAAGUUAGAGCACCACGUUAUACCUCUAUGCAUUGUAAACCAUUAACUAUUGCCAAAUCAACUGUACCAACAAAUCAAUCAUCAAAUCCAGAUGGUGCUUCUUCAACUGCUCCAACUCAAUCUUUAAGAUCAUUGUUUGCUAGCAGACUUUUACAAAGAAGUGUUGGUAUGGAAGCUAAAUUCCAUUCAAUCAUUGCCAAGAAUAGAAGCAAACGUUCAACCAAAGCCUCUCAAAAGGAUUUGACCGUUGGUAUUAUCGGUGCUGGUAUGGCUGGUUUAUAUGCAGCUAUGAUUCUCCAAGAUUUAGGUCUCCAAUAUAACAUUUUGGAAGCCAAUAAAGAGAGAGUUGGUGGUAGAAUCUACACCUAUAGAUUCCCACAAAAUCAAGAUAAAUAUCAAACCGUUGAACUUGGUGCAAUGAGAUUCCCAAAGAUUGAAAUUAUGGAUAGACUCUUAAAUCUUGAUAAACCUUGGUCACUCUUUUCCAAAUUAGAAAAAGCUGGUCACAAAAUCCCAACCAUCCCAUAUCAUCUCACAGUUGAUAACAAUUUGGUUUAUUACAAUGGUAAGAGAAUCUUUGCCAAUACCUUGUUGAAUGAUGAUCCACUUUACUUUAGUGAUACUCACAAUGGCGGCCCAGGUACAGCUGUUCCAGACAAGUAUACCUAUCAACCAUAUGGUGACUUAUUGGAUGCCGUUUAUAAGAAAUUCUCUGAUGACUUGGAAAAUGAUUUCGAAAGUGGUUUUGAAACCCUCUUAAAAUCAGAUAACUAUUCAACCAGAGCUUAUUUAUUCGAAAAAGGUCCAUAUCCACAAUCAGUUGUCAACUAUCUUGAAACUAUGGACACUGGUACAGGUUUAUAUGAUAUGGCAUUCUCUGAAACCAUUAUGGAUUAUUUCGAUUUCAGUGCAGGUGAUGAAUGGUUAUGUAUUGAUGGUGGUACAGAUAUUAUUGUCAAUUCUAUGGUUAAAACUUUAAGACCAGGUUGUAUUGAACAAGGUAAAGUUGUAACCAAAGUUUCUAGAGUAGUAGGAAAGAGUGGUGAUGUUAGCAAUUUGAAAGUUGAUUUCCUCGAUGGAACUGAAGGUCGUUUAUUCAAACAUGUCAUUAGUACUGGUACAUUGGCAUCAUUACGUAGAGUUGAUUUAAGUGAUUUGAAAUUAUCGCACAAUAAGAGAACUGCAAUUCGUUCUCUUCAUUAUGAUCACUCUGUAAAGAUUGCCCUUUCUUUCAAAUCAAGAUGGUGGGAAGAUUCCAAAUUCAUGAAUGGUAAACCAAUGCUCGGUGGUAAAUCAUCAACAGAUCUUCCAGUUCGUACCAUCGUCUAUCCAUCCUAUGGUAUUGGUCAACCAGGUGUUAGUGGUGUUUUAAUCGUUUCUUACACUUGGAGUUUAGAUGCAUCCAGAAUUGGUAGUUUGGUUGGUGAUAGACCAAGUGAAGAGGUCUUAAUCAAAUUAUGUAUGGCCAAUCUUGCUGAAGUUCACAAUGUUCCAGUCGCUACCCUCCAACAAUUAUUUGUUGAUUACAAAUGUUGGGAUUGGUAUAAUGAUGAUUAUUCAUCAGGUGCAUUUGCUCUCUACAGUCCAUCACAAUUCUCUCAAUUGUUCCCAUCACUUACUAAACCAUCACCAGAUGGUAGAUUCCAUUUAGCUGGUGAAGCAACAUCUGUUCAUCAUGGUUGGGUCAUUGGUUCUCUUAACUCUGCCUAUCGUUCAGUCGAUCACAUUCUUCAAGUUGAAGGUCUUGAUGAGUUACGUGCCAAAUUACGUCUCAAUUGGGGUUUCAUCGAUGAAGUUGAAGAUCCUCAAGAUGAUCAACAAUAUGUUGACCCACAUCACAAUUUAAGUGGUCCAAAUGCUAAAAAAUUCAGAUCAAAUGUAUCACAAGUUGCCAUUCAACCAAGAUUCAAAGCUCCAAGAAACUUUAAACCAAGAAAUACUGCUGCUAGUAUUGGUGGUCUUAAAUAA